Messenger RNA from Tupaia belangeri chinensis (Chinese tree shrew), 1897 nucleotides. RefSeq names its product alpha-N-acetylgalactosaminidase (gene NAGA). The record is from RefSeq and is a predicted model, not a curated record. Gene Ontology annotation, cellular component: cytoplasm. Gene Ontology annotation, molecular function: alpha-galactosidase activity. The coding region runs from base 261 to 1565 and encodes 434 amino acids. Gene Ontology annotation, biological process: oligosaccharide metabolic process; glycoside catabolic process. The transcript has 11 exons. Lineage: Eukaryota; Metazoa; Chordata; Mammalia; Scandentia; Tupaiidae.
UGAGGGGGCGGGGCGUUGGGAGAAUUGGCUCCCCCUGGGGGUUGGGCACGACGUUGCUAGGGGAUUCUGAUAGGUUGUGCAGAAGGUUUGCCGCCGUAAGGCCCCGCCCCCGCUGGAACGCGGCAGGCGACUCAGGCGACCGGAGCGACUGGGGGCUCAGGGUGAUCGGAGGCAGGAGUCUGCGCGCCUCGGGAGGGACCCAACACGAACUGAUAAACGCAGAGCGGAUCUGGUCAGGGCCUGAGGCUCCGAACCGCGCGAUGUUGCUGAGCUCAGUGUUCUUGCUGGCCCUGGUCGCCCAGGGACUGAUGCUGGACAACGGGCUCCUGCGGACACCACCCAUGGGCUGGCUGGCCUGGGAACGCUUCCGCUGCAACACUGACUGUGAGGCGGACCCAAAGAACUGCAUCAGUGAGCAGCUCUUCAUGGAGAUGGCGGACCGACUGGCCCAGGACGGAUGGCGCGACAUGGGCUACACGUAUCUCAACAUCGACGACUGCUGGAUUGGCGGGCGCGAUGACAAUGGCCGCCUGGUGCCCGACCUCAAGCGCUUCCCACAUGGCAUCGCCUUCCUGGCUGACUACGCUCAUUCCCUGGGUCUGAAGCUGGGCAUCUAUGAGGACUUGGGCAACAUGACCUGCAUGGGGUACCCGGGCACCACGCUGGACAAGGUGGUCCCGGAUGCGCAGACCUUUGCCGAGUGGAAGGUGGACAUGCUGAAGCUGGAUGGCUGCUUCUCGACCCGCAAGGAGCGAGCCCAGGGGUACCCCAAGAUGGCUGCUGCCCUCAAUGCCACAGGCCGCCCCAUCGCCUUCUCCUGCAGCUGGCCAGCCUAUGAAGGGGGCCUGCCCCCCAAGGUGAACUACAGCCUCCUGGCAGACAGCUGCAACCUGUGGCGCAACUACGACGACAUCCAGGACUCCUGGAGCAGUGUGCUGUCCAUCCUCGACUGGUUUGUGAAGCACCAGGAUAUUCUGCAGCCCGCGGCCGGCCCCGGGCACUGGAACGACCCAGACAUGCUGCUCAUUGGGAACUUCGGCCUCAGCUUUGAGCAAGCUCGGGCCCAGAUGGCCCUGUGGACAGUGCUGGCGGCCCCCCUCUUCAUGUCCACAGACCUGCGCACCAUCUCCGCACAGAACACGGACAUUCUGCAGAAUCCACUCAUGAUCAAAAUCAACCAGGAUCCCUUAGGCAUCCAGGGACGCAGGAUCCUCAAGGAGAAAUCCAACAUCGAAGUGUUCAUGCGGCCCCUGUCGGGCGAGGCCAGCGCCCUGGUCUUCUUCAGCCGCAGGACAGAUAUGCCUUAUCACUUUCACUCCUCACUCGCCCGGCUGAACUUCACCAGCUCCAAAGUGUACGAGGUCCAGAACGUCUACUCAGGUGACAUCAUCAGUGGCCUCCGGUGUGAAACCAACUUCACGGUGACCAUCAACCCUUCGGGCGUGGUGAUGUGGGCUAUGCAGGAAGCCUGGAAUCGGCUGUGCGAAGGUCCACGGGAGAGACGGGGAGAUCGGGACCCAGGCAGCUGCAGUGAAGAGGAAGCCGGGAACUGGCCAGCCCACUAGGCCUCAGUGACAGCGGGCAGGGCUGCGGGGCUGACUCACAGACCAGAGACCGGGGGACAUAGAGGCAGAAGCACGGGGAAGAACUGGGAUGCACCUGUCCCACUGUCUCUGCAGCCGUCUAGUUCCCAGACUCCCCUGGAGAAAAACAAGUCCCUGUUUAAAGAGCCUCGAGUCGUUCUCAGAAAUAGCCCCCCUAGAUAGCACCAGGAGAGCUAGGGUGGCAUCAGAAUCCCAGAUCACCUUCUUACUGAGAUGGGACAAAGCCAUCUGCACUGACUUGGGGUGUACAACAGGAUAAAUCGAAAAGGCCUUCCUCAUUAAAAAGGUUACCC